UCCUGGAGUCUGGGAGAGCCGGAGCGCGUCACCCCCCCUCUGCUGCGGUGAUCGUUCGCGUCCCGCCGGCCUAUUCCGGGUUGCCCCGCGCCGCUGUGGCCCCCGUGGAACCAUGGCCGGGCUCGUCGUGCUCCUGUCCUUGUCGGUGGCAGGUGUUUGGGGGAACGAGUUUAGUAUUUUACGGUCACCAGGAUCUGUUGUUUUUCGAGAUGGAAAUUGGCCUAUACCAGGAGAGCGGAUUCCAGAUGUGGCGGCAUUGUCCAUGGGCUUCUCUGUGAAAGAAGACCUUUCGUGGCCUGGUCUGGCAGUGGGGAACCUGUUUCAUCGUCCCCGGGCCACUGUAAUGGUGAUGGUGAAGGGAGUGGACAAACUUACCCUGCUCCCCAGUACUGUCAUUUCAUACCCUUUGGAGAAUGCAGUUCCUUUCAGCCUUGACAGUGUUGCAAAUGCCAUUCAUUCCUUAUUUUCUGAAGAAACUCCAGUGGUCUUGCAGUUGGCUCCCAGCGAAGAAAGAGUGUAUAUGGUGGGAAAGGCCAAUUCAGUGUUUGAAGACCUUUCGGUGACCUUGCGACAGCUCCACAGUCGCCUAUUUCAAGAAAACUCCGUUCUCAAUUCCCUUCCCCUCAAUUCUCUGAGUAGAAACAAUGAAGUGGAUUUGCUCUUUCUUUCGGAGCUGCAAGUGCUGCAUGAUAUUUCCAGUUUGUUGUCUCGACAUAAGCAUCUAGCCAAGGAUCAUUCUCCUGAUUUAUAUUCACUGGAGCUGGCAGGCUUGGAUGAAAUUGGGAAGCAUUAUGGAGAAGAGUCUCCACAGUUCCAAGAUGCAUCCAAGAUCCUGGCAGAUGCUCUACAAAAAUUUGCAGAUGACAUGUACAGCCUUUAUGGUGGCAAUGCAGUAGUAGAAUUAGUGACUGUCAGAGCUUUUGACACGUCCCUUGUGAGGAAGGCGAGGACCAUUCUUCAGCUGAAGGAUGAGAAAAAUGAAGUUUCUUACAACUUUGCAUAUAAGUAUAACAUUGAAUACGCAGUGAUUUUCAAUAUGGUCCUGUGGAUAAUGAUAGCCCUGGCCUUGGCCGUGAUUAUUACCUCCUACAACAUUUGGAACAUGGAUCCUGGAUAUGAAAGCAUCAUUUAUAGGAUGACAAACCAGAAGAUUCGAAUGGAUUGAACUUUCCACACACCAAACUCAGAAAAAGUUUGGAAUUUGCUAUUUUGUUAAAAAUUAAUCUCGUGUUGUUUAAAGUAGGUAACAUACUUUAAAUUUAUAUAAAAAAGGAAAAAUUUGUUCUCUAUUUUGUGUGUGCCUGUGCUGUUUUUUAGAGUGGAUUAGAGUAUUGAUGUAAACUGGUGUAUGUGAUAAUAGAUUCCAUAAUAUGCUUGAAUCUUAUGAUAACCAUUUGAUAUCAUUUCAUUCCAUUUACUAUUUGGAUGCACUGAAAUAAAUAUAAGAUAUUUAGAGUAGCUCAUGUUAUUUAUGUUGGGAAAAUGCACUGAAUUUGUUAGAGAAACUUGUGAAUAAUGACUUCCUUACACAGGCUAGGUGAAAAUAUUUGGGCAGUUAUCUUCUACAAACCAUUUAUGUUUGUCAUAAUUUGAUGUAAAUAUCUCUGAAAAAGGAGAACAUGUUUUUAACUUGGAGUAGCUUUAAAUGAUGAAAUGCUUAUUAUCUUGUUGCUUAGAUUUUGAUUUGCCAAUUUGGAUUUCUAAUUAAUUUGAAUUUCUAAUUGACAGAGAAGAGAGCUGUUUUUUAGUUUACUUUGAAAGUUUGGUGAUCCACUUGCUCUGGUGUAGAGAUGAAAAAUACUACAUAAAUCUAAGAGCAACUAGCUUUACAGAACUCUAUAUAUACAUAUAUACACUCACAUAUAUAUACAUAUGCUUGUAAUUAUAUAUACAAGACAAGUAUGGGGGCAUAAUAUUAGGGCAUGAGAAUAAAAUCGUUUUCUUUCAGCAGUUUUUCCCCUGUAUCAGUUAUGCUGAUUUGUGGUACAACCUUGCGCUUUAAGAUAUUAAGUGGAAGCCAAUGCUCCCUACUUUUCAUGUAGAAGUGGACCAAUGUCUGUCAAGAGUGACAAAUAAAGUUAAUUGUGAUUUUAAA
Suncus etruscus (white-toothed pygmy shrew) is the source of this 2095-nucleotide messenger RNA. RefSeq names its product ATPase H+ transporting accessory protein 2 (gene ATP6AP2). Gene Ontology annotation, biological process: positive regulation of Wnt signaling pathway. Gene Ontology annotation, molecular function: signaling receptor activity. The coding region runs from base 113 to 1165 and encodes 350 amino acids. The record is from RefSeq and is a predicted model, not a curated record. Gene Ontology annotation, cellular component: external side of plasma membrane; membrane. Lineage: Eukaryota; Metazoa; Chordata; Mammalia; Eulipotyphla; Soricidae. The transcript is spliced from 9 exons.